AUGGAGCUGAUGAAGCAACGAAUGUUGAUUUUGACCCACGUCCACAAAAAUUCCGCAAGAUGUCCAACUACAGUGAUUUCUUUAGGAACACUUGUCUCAAUUUCAAAAGAAGUUUCAAAAAUGCCUAUUUUUCAAUUGUUUGAGCCUGCAAAUGUGCGUGGUUAUGUCCAUGACCACGACUACCUUGAGAAAACACAAGAGGACAUUUAUUUGGAAAGUGUUGGGCUCCUUAACAUUAGUCUUGAAAAAGCAAAAGGUAUUGAACUAAGAACUCUGGGUCAAACAAAGAACAAGCUCUGGCAUGAACACCGCAGUAUGCGCAUUACUUCAUCGCACUUUGGACGGAUAUGUAAAGCCACAGAAAGGACAGAUCUUAAUAAGUUGGCUGAUGAACUUUUAAAUCCGAAACCAUUUCAUGCAAAGGCUACCGAUCAUGGAAUCAAAUAUGAGACAGAGGCAGUAAGAAAAUAUGAAGAAAAACUAAAAUGUAAGGUGAAUCAAUCAGGACUUUUUGUUUCUCAUGACUUCCCCUAUUUAGGAGCCUCACCUGAUGGCAUUACAUCCUCUGGUGUUCUGCUGGAAGUGAAAUGUCCAUACAAAGCUCGUGGUAUGGAGAUCACAAACAAGACAGUUCCUUACAUGAAGAAAAGAGACAAUGUCCUAUUACUAAACGAAUAUCAUAACUAUUAUUAUCAGGUUCAGGGGCAGUUGUUCUGCACUAGUGCACAGUUUUGUGAUUUUUUUGUUUAUUCAAUUGCCGACUCAAAAGUGCUAAGAAUCCAGCGAGAUGAUAAAUUCAUUUCAAGUAUGGUAGCAAAAUUGCAGGCAUUUUACAGACAAUUUUUUGAGCCGAAACUUUUAAAUAAGCAUUUUUACAAUGAUUACAGAGGAUAAAGGAAAGUGAAUUUUAAAUGAUAAUGCUUGAUAAAUGAUCACAAAAGCUAAACCUUAAUAGAGGCAUUGAUAAACGGUUAUAUCAGAAAAU
Ruditapes philippinarum (Manila clam) is the source of this 985-nucleotide messenger RNA. RefSeq lists its product as uncharacterized. The record is from RefSeq and is a predicted model, not a curated record. Lineage: Eukaryota; Metazoa; Mollusca; Bivalvia; Venerida; Veneridae. Bases 1 to 894 code for a protein of 297 amino acids. The transcript has a single exon.